Molecule: messenger RNA, 762 nt
Organism: Mesitornis unicolor (brown roatelo)
Lineage: Eukaryota; Metazoa; Chordata; Aves; Mesitornithiformes; Mesitornithidae
Product: endogenous retrovirus group K member 25 Pol protein-like
Exons: 1
Molecular function (GO): RNA stem-loop binding
Source: RefSeq, a predicted model, not a curated record
AUGAAACUGACUUGGCUGACAACCACACCAGUCUGGACUGAUCAGUGGCCGCUGCCAACAGACAAGCUCGCACACCUGGAACAAUUAGUACAAGAACAAGUGGAUGUAGGACAUUUAGUACCUUCCACUAGCCCUUGGAACACUCCUGUGUUCACCGUGCAAAAGAAAUCUGGAAAGUGGCGACUGUUACAAGACCUGAGAGCAGUAAACGCAGUGAUGCAAGAUAUGGGAGCCUUACAACCGGGAUUGCCAACCCCCUCAAUGCUUCCGAAAAAUUGGGACAUUGUGGUCCUAGAUCUCAAGGACUGUUUUUUCACUAUCCCCCUACAUUCAGACGACUCUGAGAAAUUUGCAUUUACUGUUCCAUCUACCAAUAGAGCUGCACCUGCAAGAAGAUACCAGUGGGUUGUUCUCCCGCAAGGUAUGAAAAACUCUCCAACCAUUUGCUGAUGGUACGUUGAUUUGGCUUUAACACCUUUCCAGAAGAAGUACUCUCACAUGAUAAUAUAUCAUUACAUGGACGAUCUGCUUCUUUGCAACCAAGAGCCUAUUGACAAUAGCAUCAUUACUGAACUGACUCAGCAGUUAACCACAUGGGGACUGGUUAUUGCCCCUGAGAAAGUUCAACAUAACCCACCAUGGAAGUACCUUGGAAUGGUACUCACAGAAACUGUCAUCCGUCCACAAAAACUCGCUCUACAAACAGAAAUCAAGAUGCUGAAUGAUGUGCAAAAGCUGGUAGGCAACAUCCAGUGGGUUUGA